UGUACUUGGAUGCAUCAUGCGGAGAAGAUGAUUCUCACCAGAAACGCUAUCUUGCAUUGCAUACAUAUAAUGUCUGCCCCUUUUUGCGUCUCUUUUCUCUUUGUUUCUGGUUUUUCCGUCUCGUUUUGUUUACUUGGCCCUGUCUUCGUCCCUUACAGUAGAACAGGAAACGUCUGAGAGCGUCUCAGUUUCAGCACAACAUUGAUGAGAGCCCACAGUCUGUAUCAUCCAUUAUCAUGGUCCGUAUUAAUGUUGAACUGUAUGACUGUGCCACCUCGUACAACGACAUUACCGUUACCGUCUGACAGGCCUCUCGUCAUCUCGUGUAUAGGUAGACAGGCACAAUCUAACCAUUUCUGGUUGUAUUAUGAACUACUGUCCAUAGCGGCAGAGGCCUCGAGAGCUGAACUUAUUCCCGGGUGCCAAAAUGAAGUCUAUAAAGAGGCCUCUAAACCCGGGCUAGGCUACCUAAAUCUUUUUGUCAGCUAGACCUGAGG
Fusarium oxysporum Fo47 is the source of this 497-nucleotide messenger RNA. RefSeq lists its product as uncharacterized. The coding region runs from base 205 to 489 and encodes 94 amino acids. Lineage: Eukaryota; Fungi; Ascomycota; Sordariomycetes; Hypocreales; Nectriaceae. The transcript has a single exon. The record is from RefSeq and is a predicted model, not a curated record.